AUGGUUUAUCUCAAAACCGUGACUUAUAAGGGUAAGGAUCGGGUAGCACUUAACACUAAGUUGACGCCUAGAUACAUGGGACCGUACCGAAUCCUGGAGAGGAUUGGUCCGAUGGCCUACAAGUUGGAGUUACCUCUGGCUAUGUCAGCUUUUCAUCCGGUGUUUCAUGUGUCGAUGCUAAGGAAAUGCAUCACGGGACGGGAGAAUAUGAGAGGUCCGCAUAAGAAGAAGAAGACGAAAUUAAUUCAGGUCGUAUGGGAUUGUGAAGGGAUAGAGGAGACGACUUGGGAACCAGAAGAAGUUAUGAAAGUGAACUUCAAGAAGUGGUUCGAUAAGAGAGAGAUUCCUCGUAAGGAAAGUAAAGAUUCGAGGANUGAACGGACUGUCCGAGCGUACCAUACGGACGCUCGAGGAUCUUUUGCGAGCAAGUGUCUUGGAUUGGGGAGAUAA
Molecule: messenger RNA, 450 nt
Organism: Camelina sativa (false flax)
Lineage: Eukaryota; Viridiplantae; Streptophyta; Magnoliopsida; Brassicales; Brassicaceae
Source: RefSeq, a predicted model, not a curated record